AUCAGGAAGAGAAGAUGAGGUGUUUUGUAUUUCAAAUGGGGUGGGAUAAAGGGCUUUUAUAGAGUUUUUUUGUGACAUUUUACCCAUUAUAUUGGACCUGAAGGGAAUGGAGGAAACGGUUAACGAAGAAGACGCCCAAAAGCGCCCCAAUCGGGAGGAAAAUUCCAAAGAAAAGACGAGAAAUUCUAUAACAUCUAAGCAUGUUGCGGUGUUCUCAUUUCUCGUUGGGAUGCUAAGUGUUUUGGUCUACUUUAUUGUGGUCGAUCCCCUCCUCCUACCACAGGACAUGUCAAGCAGUUUCUACGAUAUUUAUGCAGCUGGUGCAGAUAACAUCAGUCCACAGGUGCUGGAUCUUUUUAUGAGCUACGAUGAAAACCUCGAUGGAAAAAUUAGUGUAAAGGAAUUUGUCCCGAUUGCUGAACGACUUCAAGGAACUCAGGAAAGUCAAUUCUUGUCAACGCCUCUUGUUGAAGAGGAUUGGGACUGGAGUGGAGAACAAGUGACUCUAAAUGGUUCCUUCAAACCUCUUGUUCUAUCUAGCAUGACUAAGUUUUCAAGUUCUCCAUAUCCUGGAUAUGAUAAGCCAAUAGAGGGAUUGAAGGCCUGGACAAAAAUGGUCACUCCACAAGCAACAUUUCCAGUUAAUGCAUUUUCCAUCUUUCUUCCGCCUGACAACACUCAAGUAGGAAYGCCCUGGUACAUCAUUGAACCACGAAUCUCAAAAUAUGGUCCUACGUUGUCUAGUAAUCGCUACAUCCCUCCACCAGUACGAGGAAAGGCAGGCAUCAUCCACCAUCUUCUUGCCAUGUUUCACCCCAGACCUUUUAUUUACACAAGGUUUGGUCCACAAGGGACAGCUGCUUGUAUACAGGCAGAGAAUAAAAAAUACUUGAAAAUUUCAUUUAGAAUCCAUGCAGAAUUCCAGGUGAAUCAACCACCUCUGUUCCCAUUUUGGUUCUCCCCAGCACAGUUUGCUGGAACCAUUAUCAUCAGUAGAGAUGGAUCCCACAUCAAGUCAUUCAAUAUGGCAGUCCCUGCUAACAAGAGUCUCAAUGUUGAUAUGGAGUGGAUGUUGAGCAGAGCAGAUGAUAACCAAGGAGAGCAAGAUCAAGGGAAAGCUGCAGAUGGUAGUGUAAGCCAAAGAAAUGAAGUGAGCAUGGAAGUUGACAUAGGUUUUCUUCCUCAAAUGGAGUUAAGGAGUUUGGGUCCAUCAGUAUUGAAAGAAAAUGAAACCCUGGAUGACAAGAACCCUGAACCAAAAGGCACAGCCACUGACGAACAAGAAAUGAAAUGGGAAUCAGAGAUAACAAAAGAGAAAGCAGAAAACAUCCUAGCUGCAUAUUUUUAUCCAUUCAAAAAGGUGACCUAUCAUCCAUUCAAGGAAGCCUUUCAACUGGCCAAACAACAAAACAAACUAGUGCACCAUAUUUUACUUUGGGGUGCUCUAGAUGACCAGUCAUGCUGAGGUUCCGGGCGGACACUCCGAGAAGGCCCCUUGGAGUGCCGCCCUAUUGUCAACCUCUUGAUGAACAAUUUCAUCAACUGUUGGUCCCUUGUGGAGGAGCUCAAGGGUUUGGCCAAACAUAAAGAUGAUGUAGAGACAGCAAGGCUAGCACAGAUGGCAUUAGACAGCUACAGGUUUCCUGUUGAAUCAAUGGUCAUGAUGCCUAAUGGCACACUAGUAAAUAGGAUGAAUGCUAAUUCCCUGAUGAAUGUGGGAGAUGAAGAAGCAAAUAAAAGGGACCAAGUCCAAGUCCUACCAGAAGGAUUCACUGACUUUGUGAGUUUGAAGUACUUUGAAUUCCUAGAAGAAGGACUGAAGGGUUUUGUUAAUUAAAA
This is a messenger RNA of Actinia tenebrosa (Australian red waratah sea anemone), 1839 nucleotides long. Its product is annotated as selenoprotein N-like. Gene Ontology annotation, biological process: calcium ion homeostasis; skeletal muscle fiber development. The record is from RefSeq and is a predicted model, not a curated record. Gene Ontology annotation, molecular function: calcium ion binding. NCBI's taxonomy places the organism in Eukaryota, Metazoa, Cnidaria, Anthozoa, Actiniaria, Actiniidae. Gene Ontology annotation, cellular component: endoplasmic reticulum membrane.